UCCCCGGCUCCCGCCGCUCACUACACCCGACAGCCUUUGCGGCGGCCAACGUACUUUGCGAAAGGGUUGCUGGGAAACGUAGUCUCUUUCGCUGCAGUGUUGCGCGAUCGAGACAGGAGAAAGAACUACGUUUCCCGUAGUGCUCCGCGCUCCGGCGGCCGGGACAGCUUUGUUUGCAGAGGGCUUGGCAGGAGCGGAGCAGCCGGGGCUUUAAUAUUUGUUUGAGUCGUUUGGCUCCUGGGUGACUGCAGCUCCGGGAGAGCAGUGUCCACCACAUCAAUAUGGAAUUAACCCUGCAGUUUCUGUAGAGCUCUAAUAACCAGAAGAAUAUGCCAGAGAUGAUUUCUUCUCCUGAUCUCAGCAGUGAACCUGAGUUAAUGGCGCAGUACAUGUCGAACAUUACACGCGCUGGAGUCAUUGUCAAUUCUGCUUUCCCCAACCUGGAAUCGGGUGGAGACGUGCAGACGCUGAGGCCACCCAGUGCCCUCUCCGGAAUGCGGGUUCCCACGCCCUUCUCUGGCAGCAGUAGCCUAUUAAGUGAGGACUCUUUUGAAACCCAAAAUCCUGGCAAUAAACCACUACACCAUAAGCAGGACCAUGCAGGACAUGUGUCAUUACAUAAAGACCCUGACUGGGAAGGGAGCAGGAGUCGACCACACAGCAGACUACUACUCAGACAGGAGGAGGUUUUAAGAGAAGAACUCAAUGAUCCACUAUUAAAAAAACUUGAACAGCUUAAAGAAAUACAGCAGCAGAAACAAGAGCAACUAAAGCAGAAGCAGAUGGAACAGCUAAACAAGCUCAUGGAAGAGCAGAAACAGCUGCUAAAUCUGGUGACGCGGCAGCCGGCAUACACAGAACUGGACCAGAAGAACCUGCUGUCCGGACACCUGAGCAGCUCUAUGUCCCAAAAGCCCUUUUCACGCCUCAUGUCUCCGGUCAGUGGGAAUAUCCCUAGAGACUCCCCAUACGUGAAGCAGGAACUACUCACCAAGGAGAGAAGCCCAUCUCGCCCACCGUCUGUGUCUGUACGAGAGCUUAUUCCUGAAAAAUCCAAAACUCUAGAGGAUUUGUUAAAUGAGGAGGACACAGAAGAUUAUUCUGGUGAUGACUUUGAAACAGAAAAUUCCUCCCAUGGACAGGAUUCCUCCAGGUUACAGAGAGAGCCACUUAGUGGGAACAAUGUGGAGGACAGGCCUGUGUUUGGCAUCAAGGAAAGAAAGAAAUCGUUUGAAGAGUUCUUGGAGGAGCAGAUGAAGAUUGAGGAACAAAGACUUAAGCAAACCAGCCUGCAACAGGCCAUUGAAGAACAGUCGAAGAGUAAACCCACCGUUAGAAGACCCUUUCUGCGUAGAGGUGAGGGGAUUGCUAGAUUUAAAAGUGCACCUAUAAAACGAAGCAAACCUCAGGAGAACAAAGCAAUUCCUCAGAAGGUCCCAGAAGACACAGUUCCACAGAAGGCAGAGAAAGUUCACUUUCAAAGAAAAAUUGCAGCAUUGGGCAAAGAUCAGAUCCCUGAGAACAGUGCAGGAGGAGCGAGAGUUACAGCAAUACCUGCAAGAGAGAGGAAUGAGUCAGCGCAGAAGAAAGCCGUCCUGAAAAACCACAACUUAAGGCGUAGUGUGUCCUCAGCUACAGCACCUGGGCAGCUAGAGGAUAAAACCAUCAGCGGGAGAAGUUCUGUUCCACUGGAGAAAAAAGGAUUGCUAGAAUCUGAUAAAGAAAACGUAGACAGCACAAAGCCAACUGAAACAAGCAAUAAAACAGGCCAUAGAGUUCAUGAUGGUGGCACAAAAGAUGGGAAACCUGCAGAGUUAUCUUUUGAAGUUUCCUUCCAAAAACGGACGUUAAAUUGGGAGAAGGAAAAACAAAAGGAUCACUAUGAAUUAGAUGAGUUUUUACUUCUGGAGCAAGCGGCUGAGGACCUCUCCUUUUCUAGUAACUCUUCCUUUGUCCAGAAACUCCUUGAUCAGAAUUUUCAGACUGAUAGCCGCAGGUUGUCUUCUACUCCAGUUAAAUCUGCAGAAAAACCCCAAGAAAAAGCGGGAAACACUGCAAGGAGCACAAAUUUCUAUGAGAAAAUGGAUAUGCAGGUGCCCUUGUCUAGGAAUGCUCCUAAUAUUGUACUCUCUGAACAAAGUGGAAAAAACUCAUCUGAGUUACAUAGGACUAGUGAAAAUGCAAAAAAAUCUCCCUUUUCUGACCCUGUUUCAAGUGAAGGGGACUAUGCAUCUUCAGGGGAUGAACAUAGUAACUCUGUUUCAAGUGAAAAUGAAGAUGUAGACAGUGAUGGUAGCAUAAAGAAUGAUUGUCCUAAUGAUGAAGGACUUAAGGGUCCUGCGAAAAGACUUCACUGGGACAAUAAGGACAGGGAUUUUGAUUUAGACUUAUCAGAUGGAGAAGAUAAUGAUAGUAAAGAGAGAACCCUAUUGGCAGAAGACCAUAAAGAAUCCUUGAAAGAUGAUGAUAGUUCUUCAUCCUCGGAAUCAAGUCAGAUAGUGUUUGAUGAUGAACGGACUUGGGAUGACCUAGGUAAUGUGCAGAGCUUGAAAGGGGUUUAUGAAAGUAACUUUGCUUCUAAGCAGUUUAUCCCAUCUGAGUACACCAGCAGCCGACCUAUAGAUGCCCCAGACAAAGCCGUCACCAGGAAAGUGGCAUCAAAAAAAGGCGACCAACUCAAAGCUUCAACAGCUAGUACUCCAGACGCUGCCCCAGCCUCAGAACUCAUGAUGAAACUGUUUCCAGCUCUGAAGCCUAAAACGAAGCCAGAAGUACUGAGUGUAACUAAACCUGCGUCAAGUCAAGAAGGGCCAGGAGAUGUUGCACGAUCUCAACUUUUGAAGGAAAAAUUAGUUGAAUUAGAAACAGAAAUUGAACGGUUUAAGAUGGAAAACCUCUCCCUAGCAAGACUCCGUGAGGACAAAGAAAAAACUCUAGAGACUCUGAGAAAAGAAGUUGCAGACUUUGAGCAGCAGAAAGCAAAAGAACUGGCCAGGAUUGAGGAGUACAAAAAAGAGGAAAUGAAGAAGCUUCAAAAAGAGCGUAAAGUGUUUGAGAAAUAUGCUAGUGCUGCCCGAGCAAUACCAGACAAGAAAGAACGGGAGGAAAUCCAGACAUUAAAGCAACAGAUUAGAGACCUACAAGAGGAGUUAAAGAAAAAGGAGACAAAAUGGUCAACUACCCACGUGCGACUUCGAAACCAGAUAGAAACCUUGUUAAAAGAGAACGGGGAACUGCGGGAAGAAAUCAAGUUUAUGGAAAAAGUUCGGGUAGAGACAUGGAAAAAAUCUGAGGCUGUGGAAAUCAGAAAGAAAAGUGAAACUCCUACAAUUCAACUGAGGAGAUCAGAAUCUGUAAGUCCUCUACACAUGUUAAAACAGAGACGAACACCAGCGCCUGAACCAGAAAAGAGCACAAGGAUUCAAAGAAGCCAGUCACCCAUUAAAGUAUUAACGUCCAGAAGUUUCAGACAGACAUCUCUCAGUGACUCCAGUAAUUCUGAAGCAUCAAAAACCAAAGCAACAGAACCUGUGACCAGCACUACUCCGCAGGUUUCAGAUAAGGUGCUACAUACAGAGCCAAAAAAUGACAGCUCCUCUGUGAAAGACAAUGACCACGUCCAGGGAGAAAUUACAUAUCCAGAUGGAAAGGUAGAGCGAAUUUUAAGAAACGGCUGUCAUGUUAUUUUAUUUCCAAAUGGGACGCGUAAAGAAGUCAGCCAUGAUGGAAAGUCUACAACUGUGACCUUCUUCAAUGGGGAUGUUAAACAAGUGAUGGCAGAUCAGAGGGUGAUUUAUUAUUACGCUGAUGCCCAAACUACACACACUACGUACCCUGAUGGACUUGAAAUACUUCAAUUUUCCAAUGGACAAAUAGAAAAGCAUUUUCCUGAUGGAAAGAAAGAGAUAACUUUUCCAGAUCAGACCAUAAAAAACCUUUACCGCGAUGGAAGAGAGGAGAGCAUCUUCCCUGAUGGAACCAUCAUAACCACUAAUCCAGAUGGGACCAAAGUAAUAGAAUUUGAUAACGGACAACGAGAAUUGCAUACGCCUCAGUAUAAAAGGCGGGAAUACCCAGACGGAACAGUCAAAACCGUAUACACCAAUGGCCAACAGGAAACUAAAUACGCUUCCGGAAGGGUCAGGGUUAAAGACAAAGAUGGCAAUGUUAUCAUGGACACUAAGGUGUGAAGAGGCAGCGAUGAAUUAUUGUUACGUUAUUUAUGUCAUUAUUUCUGUUUGCGCUCACCAUGUAUAUAUGUUUUGUAAAAGCAGAAUGUCCCAUUAUGUACUUACUGUAUAUAUGAGCUGUACAUAAGCAUUUUAUUUUUUUAAUUAACAUGUAUUUAAAAUACAUUUAAUAUAAUAAACAAGAUUUGAUGUGUGAUUGUUUAUUGCAGAUGGGAAGAGCAUGGGUUUGUAAACCUAGGUCUACAGCAAUGUUUCCCAACCAGUGUGCCUCCUG
Messenger RNA from Hyla sarda, 4464 nucleotides. RefSeq names its product centromere protein J (gene CPAP). The record is from RefSeq and is a predicted model, not a curated record. Gene Ontology annotation, biological process: centriole elongation; cilium assembly. Lineage: Eukaryota; Metazoa; Chordata; Amphibia; Anura; Hylidae. The transcript is spliced from 17 exons. Gene Ontology annotation, cellular component: centrosome; nucleus; centriole. Gene Ontology annotation, molecular function: tubulin binding. Bases 330 to 4190 code for a protein of 1286 amino acids.